Molecule: messenger RNA, 1758 nt
Organism: Melampsora larici-populina 98AG31
Lineage: Eukaryota; Fungi; Basidiomycota; Pucciniomycetes; Pucciniales; Melampsoraceae
Exons: 9
Coding region: 1-1758 (585 amino acids)
Source: RefSeq, a predicted model, not a curated record
AUGGGCAAACAUCAUCAUUCUGGUUUUAAUGCUGAUAUGUUUGGCCAUGGAAACAAACGAUCCCGAAGAGCCAAGAAAUUACCUUCAUCUGCCACUAUGACUCGCGACGAAGCUUUGAAGAUCAAUCAAUCCCUUGGUUUACUUAAGAUUCCACAAGAUUUGAACUCACCCUAUCUCGAACAAGACAAUCAGGACGAGUUAAACUGGGAAGAUGUAGAUGAUGGAGUCGGUGUUGGUAUUGAAAUCAGGCCAGACUCUCCGGGAGAUUGUUAUGCUCGCCAUCAGAAGUCGCUUCGCCGUGUGGAAGCCCGAGCCAGGAUCCAGGAAAGGUCACACCAGCAAACACCUGGUCACAUUCUAUUGAAACCUCAACAAGUCAAAAAGGCUUCCACCAAGAACAUCAAUCGCAGUCUGAGACAUCCUUUCACUCAAUCAAUCGACAUCUAUCGCCGAAUUCUCUUGGGCGAGCAAGUUCUGUAUGAAGAUGGCCUUGAACUCACUCCACUCGAUAUCUCUGCCAAUCGAUGUUGUCGUUGUUUUGGUCCAGCAGAAGGGGAAGUGAAGCUGUCACCUGAAGAACCGGACUUUAUAAUUGCGAUGGAUGGAAACUUCCAACAUUGCCAUCAAUCCCACGCCAGUAAGGAUUGUCCUCAAGAAGAUCAAUAUCCGCACACCUUCAUUCGACCUAGCAAGCUUGAAAAAGAGGUUGUUGCUUGCCAACGAACAGAUGCCCAAGCCCAUAACAUCAAGGCAUCAAUUCUCAAGCAGCUUCGAGAGUUGUACCCUGACAAAUUCAUAGGCAUACUCUACGACAUAGGUUGUCAUUUAGAUGAACAUAUAGCAAAAUGGCUUUGGAAACGAUUUCGAAAUGCGAUGAAAGUUCUGAGAGAAGCUGAAGCCGUUGUAACAUCACUGUCGCGAAGCGUAUUCAAGCAAGCAGGCUAUCCUUCUGAAGCAAAAGUUGGAACUUGGACGACUAUUAUGCUUAAAAGACGAGUUGGACCACGCUUGGCUAUAGCCCGACUUCAGACAACAACUGAACUUGAAGAGAAGAUUCGUAAGCAGGCGGCGAAAGUAGGCACUACAGACAUCUCGAACUUAGAUAAAGAACAAGAAGCCUUCUUGAAACUUUGGUACAGUCAUAAGGGCAAGACCAAUCUUAUGGUUGCGCUCCGAAGGCACACAGCCCAACUUAAGAAGCUGGUCGAAACGUACCGCACUCUUCGGGCGGAAUAUCAUGCUGAAUAUCCUGAACACCAGCUCCCUGAAGAUAUCACUUAUAACGAUCUACUUGAAAUACAAGCGGAUCACCCCUUCUGGAACGACUCCCUAUUCACGGAAAUUGAAGCUCCUUGGGCUGUUGAUCCCAACACAAGGCAUGGGAUGCAGCAAAUCGCAUACGUUGAUCGAGGAAACGAGGAGCUCAGGCGCCUUGGCUGGGAGGUUCGCCGAGCUAUGCGUUGGGCCACUACCAGCCACGACCACAUCUGGAGCCGACUGAUAUCUCUAUCAUCCGAACCGACUCCAGAACCCAACCUACUAACUCCACUCCUUACUCACCCGACUCUUAUAUAUUUACCACCUUCAGCUCGUCGCGAUGCAGCUGCCGUGAUCAUGAAGAAUCAGUAUAUUAAGAUUACAAACUUACAGCUCACGUGGCACGAAGGUCUACACGAAGUUUUCACUCAGUCACAAUAUCAAAUUGUAAUUCAAACAAGUGUUUAUCGAUCUUCUGUUAGAAGACAUGAUAGUGAGUAA